Knipowitschia caucasica is the source of this 774-nucleotide messenger RNA. NCBI's taxonomy places the organism in Eukaryota, Metazoa, Chordata, Actinopteri, Gobiiformes, Gobiidae. The record is from the annotation of a GenBank genome assembly.
AUGUCUGACCUGUACGUCAUGUCUGACCUGGACAUCAUGUAUGACCUGUACGUCAUGUAUGACCUGUACGUCAUGUAUGACCUGUACGUCUUAUAUGACCUGUAUGUCAUGUAUGACCUGUACGUCAUGUGUGACCUGUACGUCAUGUGUGACCUGUACGUCUUAUAUGACCUGUAUGUCAUGUAUGACCUGUACGUCAUGUAUGACCUGUACAUCUUAUAUGACCUGUAUGUCUUAUAUGACCUGUAUGUCAUGUAUGACCUGUACGUCAUGUAUGACCUGUACGUUUUAUAUGACCUGUAUGUCUUAUAUGACCUGUAUGUCAUGUAUGACCUGUACGUCAUGUAUGACCUGUAUGUCUUAUAUGACCUGUACAUCAUGUAUGACCUGUACGUCAUGUGUGACCUGUACGUCAUGUAUGACCUGGACGUCAUGUGUGACCUGUACGUCAUGUGUGACCUGGACGUCAUGUAUGACCUGGACGUCAUGUGUGACCUGGACGUCAUGUGUGACCUGUACGUCAUGUGUGACCUGGACGUCAUGUGUGACCUGGACGUCAUGUGUGACCUGUACGUCAUGUGUGACCUGUACGUCAUGUGUGACCUGGACGUCAUGUAUGACCUGGACGUCAUGUGUGACCUGUACGUCAUGUGUGACCUGUACGUCAUGUAUGACCUGGACGUCAUGUAUGACCUGUAUGUCAUGUCCACUGCUGCCUUGCUCCUGGUGCUAUUGUGUUGGUGUUUAUCAGAGUCACAUGACAGAGUGUGCUGA